AUGUUGAUCCCGACUCUGGUGGCCAUCAUCGCAGUUGCGCUGCGCUUCUGGAUCAGAUGGAGGAAGCUGCACAGCGAAGACUGGGUCACAUUAGGUACAAUGAUAUUCAGCACUGCCUAUACAACAUCUGGCAUCGUUCAGACGAGAUUUGGCCUGGGACUUCCAUGGGCCAUGCGGCCAGCAGAAUACACGCGAGAGUACUUGGUGGCUAACUAUGCUGCGUGGCCUUUCUAUCUCUUUGCACUUGCAGGCUUCAAGCUUGCCCUCUGCAUCUCAUACUUACGAAUGACACGAGGGAGUCUCGAUACCAAAUAUCGUCACUUCAUCAUCGGAGUCGCAAGCUUCUCCUCUGCGGCCCAUCUGGUUUUUGUCCUCAUGUUUAUGUUUGCAUGCCAGCCACUGUCUCGCAUAUUCGACUUUUCCAUUGAAGGAUAUUGCCUUCCUUUCUCUGCUGUCAAUUAUGCACUCGGCGCAACCGUCGUCGUCCUGGACGUCACAAUAUUCCUUCUCCCAAUCCCGCUGAUCCGCAGAUUGCGUCUCGAUCGUGCCACUAAGACCGGACUAAUCAUUGUGUUCGCCCUUGGACUGAUAACAACUGUACUUUCCAUCCUUCGACUCCAGCAAAUCCCUCGAAUAGUAAACGGAGAUGGCGACACAACCAAGUUCACCGUUCGCGGUUCAAUGGAGCUCAAUGUCGGGAUCAUAACAUCCUGCCUUCCUUUUCUCCGUCCAGUCUUCCGACACCUCCCACCCAAAUUCCUAGCCUGCUUCUCCACAAACGCCUCCUCUAAAGCCAGCCAAGGACCUGGCUUCAAUCCCAUCCUAACAAUCGGCGGCGGCGGCGGCGGCAGCGUCUCCCAUCAACACUCCUCACCCAGCGCACCWCAAAUAGGAAACCACAGCGCAAUCAGCAGCAAGUCCACAAGUAAGCGAGACAGCACCUCGCUCCUCACCUCCUUUCAAAGUCGCCCGCGAUCUCCAGAAGCCGUGCAUCAGCAAGCCCAUUCAGAAAUGAGCGUCAUGAAGACUGUACACGUAGAAGUCGAUAGCGUGCAGGCUCCUCUCUCCCCGACGUUGUGGUUGGCUGCUGAUCGGGGAGGAGGAGAGGAAUUCGGACGGGGAAAGACGAGGAGGGAGGUCUGGGAAUUCUCGCCCACGCUUGGGUAA
This is a messenger RNA of Ramularia collo-cygni, 1167 nucleotides long. RefSeq lists its product as uncharacterized. Lineage: Eukaryota; Fungi; Ascomycota; Dothideomycetes; Mycosphaerellales; Mycosphaerellaceae. Bases 1 to 1167 code for a protein of 388 amino acids. The record is from RefSeq and is a predicted model, not a curated record. The transcript is spliced from 6 exons.